UAUAACAUGCAUAUAAUCUUUUCAAGCUAAUUACUACCCGUUUCCACAACUUAAUCCCUCCUUAAAAUCCCAUUUCUCAACUUCUCAAAUUCCUUGCAAAAUCAACUCUUAACAAAAUAAAUAAUAAAAAAUGGGAACACAAUUGGUAAACCAAGUCCCCUUAGAAGAAGAGAUCAUUUUCCGAAGCCGGUUCAAGGCGGUUAAGGUGCCGGAAAACGUUAGUUUGCCGGAUUUUGUCCUACAAGACGCGGAGUUGUACGCCGAUAACGUGGCAUUUGUCGAUGCGUUGACCGGAAAAGAGUUAACGUAUAGUCAAGUAGAAAGGGAUACAAAGAGGUUUGCAAGGGCAUUAAGGUCACUUGGCCUAAGAAAAGGACAUGUUGUUAUUGUUAUCUUACCAAAUAUGGCAGAAUAUGCAAUUGUUGCUCUUGGUAUUAUGGCUGCCGGCGGUGUGUUUUCCGGUGUGAAUCCGGCUGCUCAUGCGUCGGAAAUUAGUAAGCAAGUUGAGGCGGCUGAUGCUAAGCUUAUUGUUACCAAUGGUACCAUAUAUGAGAAGGUGAAGGAUUUGAGUCUACCAAAAAUAAUCCUAGGAGAAGUAAAAAUCGGAGGAAAUUCAGGUGCAAUCUAUUGGGAAGAACUCCUCCAAGCAGCCGACAAGACCAAAAUCAACCUCGACUCUGAUCCCAUUCAUGAAAACGAUCUUUGUGCACUUCCAUUUUCAUCAGGAACAACGGGACUUUCUAAAGGAGUCAUGUUAACACACCGUAACGUAGUCGCUAAUCUGUGUUCUACCCUCUUUAGUGUCCCUAAAGAAACCAUAGGGAAAGUCACAAUCCUUGGACUAAUGCCCUUUUUUCACAUAUAUGGUAUCACAGGAAUAUGUUGUGCUACCCUUAGAAAUAAGGGUAAGGUGGUUGUUAUGGGUAGGUAUGAGUUAAGGACAUUUUUACAUGCCCUAAUAACUUAUGAGGUUAAUUUUGCACCUAUUGUGCCACCUAUUAUACUUGCUUUGGUUAAAAAUCCUAUUGUGGAUGAGUUUGAUCUUACUAAGAUUAAGCUUCGAGCGAUUAUGACUGCGGCCGCUCCUUUGGCACCCGAAAUCCUUAAUGCCUUUGAGAAGAAGUUUCCUGGUGUUCAAGUACAAGAGGCAUAUGGACUUACAGAGCAUAGUUGCAUAACACUAACACAUGCUGAACCAAGUCAAGAGCAUGGUGGAAUUGCAAAGAGGAAUUCAGUAGGGUUCAUCCUACCAAACAUCGAGGUUAAGUUCAUCGAUCCCGAGUCCGGCCGGUCCCUCCCUAAGAACACCCCUGGAGAACUAUGUGCAAGAAGCCAAUGUGUAAUGCAAGGCUAUUACAAGAACGACGAGGCGACUCAACAAACUGUGGACAUGGAUGGAUGGCUUCAUACUGGAGAUAUUGGAUUCAUAGAUGAUGAUGGAGAUGUAUUUAUAGUUGAUCGUAUCAAAGAGUUAAUUAAAGUCAAAGGCUUCCAAGUUGCUCCUGCUGAAUUGGAGGCUAUUCUUCUGUCUCACCCUUCAAUUGAAGAUGCAGCCGUUAUCCCAUUACCAGAUGAAGAUGCAGGGGAGGUUCCCGCUGCUUGUGUCGUAAUCAACCGAGACGCGACAGAGAGUGAAGAGGACAUAAUGAACUAUGUUGCAUCUAAUGUAGCAAGUUAUAAACGUGUUCGGUCGGUUCAUUUUAUGGAAACUAUUCCGAAAUCGCCGUCCGGGAAGAUUAUGAGAAGGAUUCUUAAAGAGAAGAUCACCGAAAAGAUCAAGGCGAACGUCAAAUAAGUUUCAAUAAAUUCUACUACGUUUCACAUAAGACUACAGAGAUAUACGCUAGAUCUGAUUUGAACGUCUCUACUACUUAAUUUGUUGAAGUUGGAUUUAUCAAAAGUUUAUAUCGUUAAUUAUUAGAGGUUCAAUCUGUGUCAAAAAUGACAAACAAUUAGAAUUUGCAUUAUUUAAAUUAAAAUCAAUAUUUCACAUACUCAUAUGUUGAGUAUGUGAGAAGAAACUAAUAAACUAUAGGAGUCGUGGAACCUUGUGCAUAAUAGAUGCUCCGUGUAAUUGGAGCAUUUACGCGAAUCAAUGGUAAUAAAGCGAAAUCUAUCUGUUUUGAGUAAGUCAA
This is a messenger RNA of Spinacia oleracea (spinach), 2135 nucleotides long. Its product is annotated as 4-coumarate--CoA ligase-like 1. Gene Ontology annotation, biological process: fatty-acyl-CoA biosynthetic process. The transcript is spliced from 6 exons. The record is from RefSeq and is a predicted model, not a curated record. Gene Ontology annotation, molecular function: long-chain fatty acid-CoA ligase activity. The coding region runs from base 131 to 1795 and encodes 554 amino acids. NCBI's taxonomy places the organism in Eukaryota, Viridiplantae, Streptophyta, Magnoliopsida, Caryophyllales, Amaranthaceae.